UGGCGGCGGCGGCGCGGGUCCGUGAGCGGUCAUGUCUCUGAACCAGAACCGGUCCGUCCUGGUCCUGGUCCCGGUCCCCGUCGCACGCACGCUGGUCCCCGGAGUCUGCAGCCGGAGCGAGUCGCGCCCGGAGCCGGAGUCCGCCGCCCUAUCGCCCGCUGAAGCCCCCCGAAGCCCGGCCGGGACCCGCUGCAGGAGCUCCAUCCCCCGGGGAAGAUGAAGCGUCAGGCCGGGAGAGAGGCGAGUCCGUCCCGGGCCGCGGCCAAGCGGACCCGGGACCGGGAGCGUCCGGCACCGCGGGGCCGGGCCGAGCCGCCGCUGGCCCUGCUGCUGGCGGAGAGCCGGGGCUUCCACCGGAGAGGAGGCAGCCGGAGCCGGGAGCGGGAGAAGCCGCCGCGGGCCCGGGAGGAGCGGCCCGGGGCCCUGGAGCUCCAGCACCGGGCCGGGCUGCUCGGCCGGCCGGGGACCCGCAGCCCGGCGGCCCGCAGCCCGGCGGCCCGCAGCCCGGCGGCCGAGCCCCCGGCCCCCCGGCCCGGGGCCCUGGAGUACAAGACCCUGCUCAUCUCGUCCCUGGGCUCCGCGGUGCCGGACGACGCGGUGGAGGACGCGCUGUUCCACGACUUCAAGAAGUUCGGGGACGUCAGCGUGAAGCUGGCGCACACACCGGAACUCGGCCGCAUCGCCUACGUCAACUUCCGGCAGCCGGAGGACGCCAAGGAGGCCCGGCACGCCAAGUCGUCCCGGCUGGUGCUGGGGGACCGGCCGCUGAAGAUCGAGCCCAUGUACGUCCGGAGGCGGAGCGUGACGCCGCCGGACGCCGGCUACCUGCCGCUGCCCCCCCCCUACCGGCCGCGGUCCCUGUCCCCGCCCGGACCCGCGGCCCUCCGGGACCUGAGGGCCCGGCACUACGCCCUGGAGACCCUGGGGCUGGGCCGGGACCGGGACCGGCUGCUGGACUACUACGGGAUGCUGGACGAGCGGGGCCGGCCCUACGGCCUGCCCAUGCCCGUGGUGGAGGACCUGAAGCCCGAGGACGACCAGCGGGCGACCAGCAACCUGUUCAUCGGGAACCUGGACGGCAACGUCACGGAGGCGGAGCUGAGGCGUGGCUUCGAGAAGUACGGCGUCAUCGAGGACGUGGUGAUCAAACGUCCGGCUCGCGGACAGGGCGGGGCCUAUGCGUUCGUCAAGUUCCAGAACCUGGACAUGGCCCAUCGAGCCAAGGUGGCCAUGCAGGCGCGUCUGAUCGGAGGGAACCCCAUCAAGAUCGGCUACGGCAAGGCCAACCCCACCACGCGGCUGUGGGUGGGCGGAGUCGGGCCCGGGAACUCGCUGGCCGCGCUGGUUCGGGAGUUCGAUCGGUUCGGAAGCAUCCGGAACAUCGACUACGUGAAGGGAGACAGUUUUGCUUACAUCCAGUACGAGAGUCUGGACGCCGCCCAGGCCGCCUGCGCCCAGAUGAGGGGUUUCCCUCUGGGGGGGGCGGAGCGCCGCCUCCGGGUGGACUUUGCUAAAGUUGAGGAAAGCCCCUCCCGGGCGUUUCCCCCCGGUUACCAGCCCCCCGUGGCGCUGCCCUCCAGCUACGACCUCCUGGGCGAGGCCUUCAGCCGCCACCGCAGCCUGGAGCGGGAGCUGAGGGGGGGCCGGGACCGCCCGUCGCCGCCCCCCCACAGGCCGCUGCUGGAGAGAGACUUCCCCACCAGCCCGACCCGCAGCCUGGAGCGCCGGGCGGGAGGCGUGGAGGCGUUCGGGAGGAGAGGGGGGCGGAGCCGCAGCAGGAGCAGGGAGCGCUGGCUGAAGGAGCGGGAGGAGAGGCGGAGGCGGAGCCGGAGUCUGUCCACUGACCGGCAGGCGGGGGGGAAGGAGAGAGAGAAGGAGAAGGAGAGGGGACGAUCGAGGGUUCGAGCUCCAGGAGGCGGAGUCUCUCCAGAUGCGAGUCCUGACCGAGCGAGGGUCCGAGCCCCCGACUCCACCACGGAGCCCAGAGACCACUCCCCCGACAGCGGGCCGGGGGGCCGCCACGCCCCCGUCCACCAAGAGGAUCCGGCGCCUGCUCGCCACCACAGCAAGAGGUCGUCCAGCGUGCAGCUCGGCAACCAUCACCAUGGAAACAGCUCCCCCGCCCCCCACACGCACACCCCCGCCUCCCCGAGCACGCUGUCGGAGUUCGCCCACGCCACGCUCUCCACCACGUGGCGCGGCUUCUUCGCCCUGAAGAACAGCAGCUUCCCCACGGAGCUGCACCUGCUGGAGGGGGGGCCGGCCUUCUUCAGCGCGGUGAUGAAGGAGACCCUGAAGCAGCCGAGCCACACGGCGCCCGGCCAGCUGAAGAUCGCCCAGCGGCUGCGCAUGGACCGGACCCGGCUGGACGAGGUGUCGCGCCGCAUCGAGCUGGGCCGACCCGACGGGUUCGCCGUCCUGCUGGCCCUCCAGGGCCCCGUGGAGCGCCCGGCGCCGGGGCCCGAGCCCGGCCUGCAGGUGCGCCUGCUGCGCCACCUGGUGACCUACCUGCGCAACAAGGAGGCGGCCGGGGUCGUGAGCCUCCCGGCGGCCAAGGGGGGCGGGGCCAUGCUGUACGCCUUCCCCCCCGGAGAGUUCUCCCAGCAGUACCUGCAGGCGGCCAAGAGGACUGUGGGUCAUCUGGACGAGGAGCACAUGGUGGUGGUGAUCGUCACCGACACUAACUGAUUCAUCACACUACAUGAACACACACACUACAUGAACACACACACUACAUGAACACACACACAGACACACAAAGACACACACUCGCCAGGCGACAACAGACUUCCAUGUUUUUAAAAAGAUGAAUCUUCUUGUUUUAUUCGGUGUCUUAUGAACUCAGCGACUGACACUACACCUCUAGACUCUUGGAUCACUUUACGUCUCCUCCGGGAGGGGGGGGAGAGACACACACACACACACACACACACACACACACACACAGACACACACACACACACACACACACAGACACACUACCACUGACGCUGGGUUUUAUGCUUGUUACCUUUAUCUGUGUUUCCUCAUGGAGCUGAAUCCAGCAGCUUGUUUCUUUCUCUCCGACACACGUGGGACGAAGAGGUUUUCUACAAAGUGAUUGUACUGUGAACUCGCAGGUUCCAGCUGUCGUCAGGUGUUUGUGUUUUGAUUCUGUGGUCAAAGCUCCAGUAGAGACACACGGACAUUUCCUGACCCGUCCCUGGGACUGUUUACUCUUCACAGUGUUUUCAUCACUUCAACCAUUCCACUUCUACAGUGCGAGUGUGUGUUGCAUGCAGGAAAAGAAAAGAACAAGUUUUAUAUUAAAAUGUAUGCUUCCUUUUCAAUAUGCUGUGGGAUGUUUCUGUAAUCUACUGGUACGAGGUGGGAUGACAUCACCGGCUCGGGUUUUAUAUGGUAGCUCGACUUUUAUUCAGUUUUAAAACAUCGAUUCCUCAUUUUUGACCCAUUCUCUGUUUUUCUUCUCAUCUGCUGCCUCAGCUUCACACGUUUAGUCUCUUAAAGCAAAACCUCGUCCUCAGGCGCUUUGAGUUUGAAUAAAACCACAAAGUGUCUUUGAGGAGAUGAAUUCACACAAA
Limanda limanda (common dab) is the source of this 3581-nucleotide messenger RNA. It is a transcript of the gene rbm15b, whose product is annotated as RNA binding motif protein 15B. Gene Ontology annotation, biological process: regulation of alternative mRNA splicing, via spliceosome. Gene Ontology annotation, cellular component: nucleus. The transcript has a single exon. Gene Ontology annotation, molecular function: mRNA binding. The coding region runs from base 217 to 2688 and encodes 823 amino acids. The record is from RefSeq and is a predicted model, not a curated record. NCBI's taxonomy places the organism in Eukaryota, Metazoa, Chordata, Actinopteri, Pleuronectiformes, Pleuronectidae.